AAAGAAGUUGGGCGUGCUUUUGACGCCGGGUCUUCCGGGACUUGUGCUUUCUAGUUUCCUUCCGACGCAAGGGUGAGCCACUGAUCAGAAGUGCCUGUCAAGAUGGAAGUGAAUCCUCCGAAACAGGAGCACCUGCUGGCUCUAAAAGUGAUGCGAUUGACUAAGCCUACUUUGUUCACCAACAUUCCCGUAACAUGUGAAGAGAAAGACUUGCCUGGUGAUCUCUUUAACCAAUUAAUGAGAGACGAUCCUUCAACUGUAAAUGGUGCAGAGAUUUUAAUGUUGGGAGAAAUGUUGACUUUACCCCAAAAUUUUGGGAAUAUAUUUUUGGGAGAGACCUUUUCCAGUUAUAUCAGUGUUCAUAAUGACAGCAAUCAAGUUGUAAAAGAUAUACUGGUGAAGGCGGAUCUUCAGACAAGUUCUCAGCGUUUAAACCUUUCAGCCUCCAAUGCUGCCGUGGCUGAGCUUAAACCCGAUUGUUGUAUUGAUGAUGUCAUACACCAUGAAGUCAAGGAAAUUGGAACACACAUCUUGGUGUGUGCUGUGAGUUAUACAACUCAGGGCGGAGAAAAAAUGUACUUCAGAAAAUUCUUCAAAUUUCAGGUCCUCAAACCAUUGGAUGUGAAAACCAAAUUUUACAAUGCAGAGAGUGACCUCAGUUCUGUGACUGAUGAAGUCUUUCUCGAAGCUCAAAUUCAGAACAUUACAACCUCACCCAUGUUUAUGGAGAAAGUUUCACUGGAGCCGUCAAUAAUGUACAAUGUAACAGAAUUAAAUUCGGUGGCCCAAGCCGGGGAAUGUGUAUCUACAUUUGGAUCCAGAGGAUAUUUGCAGCCAAUGGAUACACGCCAGUACUUAUACUGCCUAAAGCCCAAGAAGGAGUUUGCAGAAAAAGCUGGCAUCAUUAAAGGUGUAACGGUCAUUGGAAAAUUGGACAUAGUGUGGAAAACAAACCUAGGUGAAAGGGGACGGUUACAGACCAGCCAGCUUCAAAGAAUGGCUCCAGGUUAUGGAGAUGUUAGGCUAUCUUUAGAGGCCAUCCCAGAUACCGUGAACCUAGAAGAACCUUUCCAUAUUACCUGCAAAAUCACAAACUGCAGCAGUGAGAGGACGAUGGACCUGGUCCUGGAAAUGUGCAAUACUAAUUCUAUCCACUGGUGCGGCAUUUCGGGAAGACAGCUAGGAAAGCUGCAUCCAAGCUCCUCACUCUGCCUGGCCCUGACUCUCCUGUCUUCAGUACAGGGGCUCCAAAGUGUCUCUGGCCUAAGACUCACUGACACAUUCUUAAAGAGAACAUACGAAUACGACGACAUUGCGCAAGUCUGUGUGGUCUCGUCAGCUGUGGAAGUGGAAGCCUAAGGAAAAUUCCUAAUGUUAAAUUUCUUGUUUAAUCACAGAACUGUUCCCUGUAUUUUGUCAGCUUUGUGAAAUGAUGAACAGCAAAAAUAAGUAUAUGUUAUUUAAAUUUGUUUUCUAUAAAACAGUUAAAUAGUAAAUGUUUGUUGUAAAAGCAGUGGUUUUGUCUUGUGAGUUGUACUACAAAUGAACAGAACGUUGCAGUGUUUCCUAUACAUAUUUCAUCCUUUAAGAUAACUGUCGGCUUUUGUUUGUAACAAGCUCAAUUCUUGAAGCUUUUUUGUCUACCAAGUAGAUUUUUGUAAAAGCAAACCUUCUUGUAUAGGGCCAGUAUCUGAUGUCCUGGGCUCUGGAGGUAAAUGAACCCCGCCAUCUGAGUACAGUAGCAGGGGUGUCUGUGGUGAUGGCACCUGCUGCUUAGGGCCCCAGGACUACAGUUUAGUAAUUCAGUCUGGAAGAUACUGUGACACUUUGUAUAGAAGUGUAGUUAAUCAGUCAACCACAGUCUCUUUCCUGGGUGCCUAGCCAACAGAAAAUCCUUGUCUGAAACAAUUCAGGUCCCCUUCCUGUAACCUGAUUAUUUCUUAACACAGGAUAAACAUUUUCAGUUGUUUUCAACAGCAUUGUAUGGGUGUGUGGCUGUUAGUGCACGCAGAUCAACAACAUCUCACCCACACUCACCACAGGGCCAGCUCCGCUGUUACCCAGGCAAGGUGCAGGGCCAUCUCACUCAACUGCUCUAGGGGGCAUACGAGGUGGGGGGCAGGGUCAGCUCUCACACACAUCUCACACACACUCCACAGCAGACCAGAACUGGUUGACUCAGUUAGCUUUUUUUUUAAAUUUUUACUAAUUCUUUGCAGAUUACACAUCAUGCAUCCGAUCCCACCUGUCUCUUCCCCACCCGCCUUCUGCCCUUGCAACCUCCCCCCAAAACAAAAUUUUAAAGAAAAGCUGAAAACCAAAUAAAGCAAACAAACAAAACAAAAUAAAUAAAUAAAUGAACCAAGAAAAAAAAGGGUCUCAGCAUAGAAAUGGUAAUGGGGCCAAUUGAAUUCCACAGUUAACCCUUUAGCCCUUUCUUCUACACGUGCAAGUGUUGCAAGUGUUCGCUGUCACAGUCUUUGACCUACUACACCAGGACACUAGGCUCUCAUUGGAGCUCCUCUUGGAUAUCCUAUUGUCCUAAAGUUUUAAAUCUGUAGAUUCGUCCCCUUCACAUGCAUAGAUGACGUGGAUGUUGGGGUGAGCUAACUCAGCUCUGGUUCUGGGCCUGGGUGGUAGCUGGGCUGGGCAGCCUGCCAGCUUUCCCCCAUUGUCACCACCUGGGUGGCCCUCUCUAGCUCUGCCUCUGCUAAACACCGCCCCCCCCCCCACCUACACUCACACCACGGGGCCACCACUGCCCUGGGAGACUGGGGGGUCUGCUCUCCUGUGUGGUGCAGUUGGUGAGGGGCAGGCUAGUUCUUUCACCACAUGGGCAGACAGUUCUGGGGGAGGAGGGGGUGCAGGGUCAUCUCUUCAGCUGUCAUGCCCUCAGAGCCAGCUCACCUGUGUCUGGACAAGGCUAGAUCUCUGAUGAUCCCAGGGCGAGCCCGCUUGCCUGCCAAGGGUAGCAAGGGGAAGGGCAUCUUUCCCUCACCCACUGUCACCACCUGGCCGAUGAGAGCAGGAGUGGGGUCAGCUCUGCUGUCCUCGUGCCCUCGGGGCUGGCUCACCUGUCUUCUGACAACAGGGUCAGCUCUAAAGUGCUGCCCAGGUGAGGUGCACGCUGUGCUGAGGGGUGAGGCCAUCUUUCCUGGGGUCAGUUCUGCAGUAGCUAGCAAGGAACCAGGCCAGCUAUUCCAAGGCAACUCUAGUUAACUUUGAUCAAGGUUAAUAAUUUCCUAGUUUUAACCUAAAAACUCCUGAAGAAUGUUUUAUUUUCAUAAUACACAUUUAAGUGAUUCCCAACUUCAUAUUGUUUUGGCUGUUUUUUUUGUUUGUUUGUUUGUUUGUUUUUCUUUUUGAGACAGGACUUCUCUCUGUAGCUUUGGAGCGUGUCCUGGAACUCACUCUGUAGACCAGGCUGGCCUCAAACUCACAGAGAUCUGCCUGCCUCUGCCUCCCAAGUGCUGAGAUUGAAGGCAUGCACCACCACCAUCAGGCCUGUUUUUUAACAUGUACUAAUAUAAAAAUUUUGUCUGUCCAUCUAAUAAUACCCAUUUAUGUCAGGAACAAAUCAGCAAAACGUAUAUUUAGUAAAUCUUUACACAGCUUUGCAAUAGGAAUGUAACAAAAUGUUUCUCGAUUUGGCAGGAAAACAAAACCCCAUGUUGUUAUAUCCCUUACCCUAGUUUGACAAGUUGAAAUUUCACAGUAUCUAAUAAUUGCUUACAUAUUAAGAAUACAUUAAGUCAAACACAAAACCCUUUCUCUUAAAUGCAUAAUUAUUUAUUGCCAUGACAAAUUAUUUGGUCCAAAAAUGAAAGGUGUAUUCAGGAGGCUUGACCCUCACAUUAGUCAUUAUUGAUGAAUGUCUAUGCAAAACAAAAUGCAAACAUUGAGAACAGAAGUCGGUUCCUUUAGGAAGACAAAGACUGGUCAAGUCAGUCUAUAUCAGCAUUAUUUCAAGCAUCCUCUCAUAACUGAACCAUGUUUGCAUUCAUUCAGAAUUUAAAAGUUACUCUGCUAUAUAUUUUAAAUUACAAAGUCUCUUCUGUAUAUAAACAACAUAGGUACAUAUUGUUCAUACUCUAAAUAAAAGAUAAAUGCCAUCUUAUAAAGGAUCUGUGUCCGCUAUUAUAAAAACUAGAUUGAUGAUUUGGUACAGUAAAUGAAAUCCCAUUUCCAUACAAAGGGCAUGUUCAGUUUUGCAUAGCACAGUAACAGUUUCAGCUACUCCAACAAAAUGGGGUCAUGGAAGCCAGGCAUUCCGAAUUCAAAUGUAUAUAAGUAUUCAAGGCCAUCCUUUCUCUCUGAGCAAGUGUAUUUUCCUGACAAGGGGAAGAAUACUUGGGGAAGUUUCUUAAGAAUUUUAAGACAGCUAGACCAAUCAAACCACUCAAAAAAAAAAAAAAUCUUGAAAUAGCUUGCAGUGUGAUGAUUCCAACGUGAAGGAUGGACCUGGAGAGUAAAAGGUGAACUGAAUAAGGAAACACCAUGGAAGUAGGAAGAGAUCCGGCAGUAUAUUCAUUCCCGUAGAAACAAACCAAAAAGUGAAAUGGAAGAUACACCGGUUCCUUGGUUUUGUGUAAAAAGAAGAGCUACCUUUAGCCAAGGGUGUUAGCACAGGAACUCAGUGUUCCACAGCUGCUGCUGAGAACUGGUCGUUCCUACCAGGAUAUUACUGGUCAAGCGAGUUGGGAACUAUUUCUUCCUCUUCUGUGCUUUGGAAGCCAUAAGGAAUGGAUAUUAUUCUCUCCUGAAGACUUUGGUAGAGCUGACUACCGAGAUCAUCUGAGCCUAACCGGUUUUUGUUUUGUUUUUUGUUGGUCCUGGAAGGUAUGAAAAUUUCUUAACAAAGGCUUUCUAAUUGUCCUUUUUGUUGUUUGUCUCCUACUGGGUACUUCGCUUUGUUGGUUUUGAAACUGGGUCUCCUGUAGCCCAGGCUCACAUCAUACCCACUGUGCGGCCAAGACUGGUGUUGAAUUCCUCCACCUCCUAAGUGUUGGAUUACAGGUGCAUGUUGCCUUUCCAACAGUACUAGGGAAGGAGCAACCCGGGGCUUCCUGCUGGGCAGGCACUACCACCUGCACUAUGCUGCCGACCCCCAGUCCCCCUUCUAAUAUCCCACAGGAGCUGUUCCCAGUAUAUCUGCUCCUUUCCUACGUGUUUCUUCUUUAAUGCAGUGAUGGAAUUGAACCCAUGCGCUCACCUCCUAGGCAAGCACUCUCUCUUCCAUCUCUGAUGCUGUUGUUAAUUUGUAUUUUCUGUUGCCUAGUCGAGGAUUCACCAGUUUUAUUGAACUGAAAGCCUGUUCUAGGAUUAUUAAUAUAUUCAGCACUGGAGGACUGGGCUUUUAGUUGUCAACUUUGAAUUUUCUUUGACUCCAGUCCUAACCUUUAUGUAAGCAGGAAGUACUUCACUCUGUGUGAAGAACACUCAAGAACACUGUGUGACAGCUGACACAACCCAGUUCUCUGUCAGAGGUUCUCCCGUUCUCUACCAGAACUGUUUCCUGGCUGUCCCAUGUGAGACUGCCCAGGUGCCUGCUGGCUACUUGAGGAGAGACCCCCCAACCUUACACAACUUUAUUUGUUCUAAAGUUGAGGCCUGACUGCGUGGAGCACUGUUUAAAAUGGUGAUCUUAUUUGAUGAUAUGAUGCUACACCAGAAUUUUGAAUUAAUUAAUUUCCCCCACCUGAUGUACAGUAAAAUUACAAAACCACUGUCUCACAAAAGGCGAAAAAGAAAAAGGCUUUGAUUUUUGGUUUGUUUGGUUUUUUUUUUUUU
Messenger RNA from Alexandromys fortis (reed vole), 5790 nucleotides. RefSeq names its product trafficking protein particle complex subunit 13 (gene Trappc13). Lineage: Eukaryota; Metazoa; Chordata; Mammalia; Rodentia; Cricetidae. The transcript has 13 exons. The coding region runs from base 103 to 1359 and encodes 418 amino acids. Gene Ontology annotation, cellular component: TRAPPIII protein complex. The record is from RefSeq and is a predicted model, not a curated record.